AUGCAGCGCAGAAUCGAGAGCUGKAAGAGGGAUGUGGAGCGUGCGAGGGCGGCUGAAGAGCUUGAGAAGAAACAGGAGAAGGCUCUCGCCGCGGAGAAAAUGCUUGCCGCCAACAUUGAAGCCGCUAUGGACAUCGUCGUUCAACGGAGAAAGGAGAGGGCAGAGGCCAGCAAGCGUGCGGCAGAGGUGGAGAGGCUGAGAGAGGAAAAGCGAGAGCGGGAGAGCAAGAUAUGGUCGUUGGAGACGUACUUGAUGUUGUUCUUCGCGGUGGUCAUCAUUCUCGCUAUAAGAGCGAAGAUUGUGGCGGUUUGUGAGAGGAUUUCACAGGCGUGGAAGUGGGCUUUUGGACAGUGA
This is a messenger RNA of Ramularia collo-cygni, 354 nucleotides long. RefSeq lists its product as uncharacterized. NCBI's taxonomy places the organism in Eukaryota, Fungi, Ascomycota, Dothideomycetes, Mycosphaerellales, Mycosphaerellaceae. The record is from RefSeq and is a predicted model, not a curated record. Bases 1 to 354 code for a protein of 117 amino acids. The transcript is spliced from 2 exons.